UUGAACUGAAAUGUCAUUUUUGGAAAUAUGAAAUAGAAUAAAUUACCAGUAUUCCACUGCAAAUUUUCAGUAAACCACUUCGAAUUCAGCUGAUAAGCAAGAUAUCUCUGCAAUCAUUGUUCAUAUUUCGUCACACUUCAUCAUAAAGCGUAUAAAGAUAUCAGCUGGUUGAAGUACCUAUGUCUUGCAUACUCAGGCCCCUAUUUAUUUAGUGAUACUAAGCCGUCGGUAGUGUUUGCACGCGUAUUUUUUCAUUAGACUGGCAGGUAACCUUGUCUAUUAGCCGCGAAGGCCAAAAGUUCAAUUAAAAAGUGAAGGAUAUUCUAGUUGGUCACGAUGUUGAAGAGUGCCUCUAAGGUGACAAUUAACACCGGGAACGUGCUGAAUUUAAUCGAUAUCAAGAAAAAAGCUGGACAAAAUGUAACUGAAGAGCUAUCCGAGAGCAUAAAACUGACACUAACUGAAUGGGGAUCACAAAACAGCUCCCCUUAUCAGAACGGGUCUGCCACAGAGGAGAGCCAAGACCCCCACCAGAUAUCCAACUACAUGGUAGUUUCCACAUCGAAUGCGCCCGCGCAAGCCGUGAUGAAUAUAACGCGGCCUCACGAUGACGUGCAAAACAAAAUGGCAGAGGAGGAGAGGAAGAAUUUAAAAAUCGGUGUCAAGAUAUUCAUUAAUGAGGACAGUACAACGUCUCUGACUGAAUGCUUGGAGAAUGUAUUCACGGCCCUCCACACAGAGUACAUAGACAACGUGACCCUGGCGUACAAUCCAGAAAUCCUGUACAAAGAGGAUUCAGAAGAUAACAACUUGAAGAACAAUACGCACGCCAGCGCCACCAAAGCGUCGCCUAUUUCCCUUGGGAGCAAUAUUGCGCGCAACCCCUCAGCCGAGGGUACGGAAGCCGACAGCGACGCCGACGCCAGGAAGUGUGAAGCGAUCCUGCCUGGUAUCAAAGUGUUGUGGGCCAUUCUAGAGGAUUACGUUAAAGAAGGUCGCGUGAACCAAUUGGGCGUCGCCGACGUCGGUGGCGGUUGUCUGCGCAAACUUCACGCGUGGGCUCGCGUCAAGCCGGCCAUAGCUCAGAUAAACCUCGCCUCGUGCUGCGUUGUGCCGCCAUCUUUGCACGCCUUCUGUCGUGCCAACGACGUACAGCUACUGACACAUGCAGAUCCGCCAGAUCUACUCUCCCUAGCUGCCGUCAAAACUCUCUCCGACGCAGGAGUAGGAUGUCACAACCUGGACUGGUGUGCGAGGUACCAGGUUCACAUCAAAUGCAGAGGCGUUCUCGCGUUGAAAGGGUACGUGUGUAAAGCCACUUUGGGAAGCAAGGAUGAAAUCAUCGAGGUAAACAAAUAGUAUUAUUAUUGAAAAAUAAAGACAAUAUUUGUAUUAUAUGUCUCAAUAUUAGAUUAUAUACCUCAAAACCUGUGGCCUCAAUUAAAACAGCUGUAUAGUUUCCAUACUUUCAAAAUACUAAAAUUUGCACGUAUAUUGUUGAAUAUAAGGAGAUGAAAAUAUCCCUUAAAAAUAGCAAAAUAUGACAAAAAUACUACAGCUGCAACUUUUUUUUUAACGCAAUCAUUGUUCCAUGUAUAUGGAAUAAUGAUAAUUUCUCUAUUUCGAUAAAGACCAAAAAAAGAUAGUAGAUUCCAUCUUGCUUGCUAUCCUACUGUAUCAGUUGACAAAGUCCGAACUGAAUUGAGGUAAAUAAUUUAAGUUAUAUUUCGCCUCUCUUCAGAAACGCGAAGAACUUUUUGAGUGUAUCCUGUUUUAAAUCCCUUUCACGCAUUGUGUAUUACUGUUUUUGGAAAAAAAUGGAUAAGCGAAGCAGUAGUCAAGCAAGGACUUAAGAAAUGUGAAUAUUUUCUACAAUUCUUUAAUACUAAAUAUGUUGCGUUAAAUAAAAAACAAAACACAGCCUUUUCAUUCGUAACCUAAGAAAUUAUGUUUCUUUUGUAAUUUUGUAUACUGUAUUUAGUACUGGGUCUUUAUCUAUUAGCAUAAAAAAUUUAAACUAGAAUGUUAUGUAGCAUACCGUACUAAUGAUUUUUAAGCAUUACGUUAUUUCGCAUAACGGUUAACGCAUAACUAUUUGAAGCAUAAUGUAUCCAAGCUUUGUCAUGUUUAGGCAUAACAUUAUAAAGCAUAAAUAUAUUUAAACAUAACAAUAUCAAACCUAACCUAGUUUAUUUUGGCUCAGUUGGAAACUCCGCCUGCUCUGCUUUGUGUGGUCAUAAGAUAACCCAAAUCUAGUCAGAUUUGUUAAACCUAUACUUUUGAAGCUCUGCUCGCUUCUCUUUGCGGUGGUCAAAAGUAACCUAACGAACCUACCGUCACAAUUAUAUUUUUUAUAUUAAGGAUAUUUCAGACAUUAUUAUAACAGUGCAUUUGAUGUGACCAAUUAAUAAUAGUUAUUACAAAUAACUGUUAUAAUAAUUACAUUUGGUUCAAAAAUUGUUAAUUAUUCCUUAAUACUAUUAAUCUUAUAUUUAUUAUUCGUACGGAGAUUAUCCACGUUACCUUUAUGCCAAAAUAAAUUUGCCUUAAAGUUACUUAUAUACAAUAAAAUACAAUACAAAUUGCUUAUUGCUAAGCAAUCUCUUACAGCCAACCUUUGGGUAGUGAAAUGUAAAACAUGGAACCGGGUGGGCACCAUAAAAAUCAAUUAUGCCUUAGACCAAAAUAUUGUAUGCCGAAACCGUUAUGCCAAAGAACAGAAGAACAAAAUUAUUUAUGUGAUAAUUAGUGGCCCCGCCAGUACUACACCUAUAUAUGCAUUAAGUUCUAAAUAAAAUGUAUCGCGUUUUGUCUCAAAUAACCACAAAAUAAAAUAUGGGUAAAAAUACCCAAAAAAUGCGAUAGAUACUAAAUAUAUUUUGGCAAUAUAGUAUUCCUUGAAUAUAACGUACAAAGUACUUAAUAAUUUUUUAUAUCUUAUUGUUAUUGCAUUUUCUUCGCAAUGAAUUAUAGCCAUUUAAAAAAAUAAUAAUAGUUAAGUGUGUUAUCGGUUCACAGUAGUAUUAGAAUUUAGACGGUCACCACGUUUAUGGUCACGAAUCAGAUUUUUACACGAAGUGACCACUGUCUGAUCCACAUGGCCCCGUUAAUAGCAGAACUAUAAUCACCUUGAAUCAUGAGAGCAUUCUUUACCAGUAUCCCAAUGAAAUGAUAAAAAUUAUCUUAGUAAGAGGUAGAGAGAAUAGAAUUUAUUAACAAAAAGUAAUUUGGGGUGAUACGGCUUUUGUGAUAAGGGGCCUUAAGAUGUGAAUUUGUUAGUUUUUAUCGCUCAUACCUACUAAUUUGUUAAAGUCUGAUCAAAAAAUAUAAUUUUAACACCUGACGAUUGUAGAUAUUAUACUCUUAUGGAUUGGAUGCUAUUUCAAUUGAUUAAUUUGCAGUCACUUUUUCUAAACCUCUUUUAAAACUACAUCUGCAUUUGAUCGAAAAAGUAAAAUAUGAGUGGUAUAGUUUGAAAUCCCUCUAAAACGAUUUCAUAAAAUGUCGCAAAAAUAAUUAAAUAAACGUUUGAAAAUAGACAUUGCAAUUUUAUUUUUUAUUCUGUCUAUAGAAUAUUAAUUAAGUCUAUCGGGCAAAAAAAAAGUUCAAAGAGAAAAUAAAGCACUAGCCAGCAUAAGGAACAGAGAAUAUAACAAAAAAUAACCUGUUAUAUUCUCUGUCUUCAUAUCAAAUUUUCAUUUUGCCAGCAAUAUAAGUGGAUCACAUAAUAUUUUAAUGAAUGACUAUUUAUUAUAUAUAAGGAAGUAAUCUCAAAUUGUGGCGUCAUAUUUAUUCACGAAUGAAUUUGUAUUUUAUUAAUUUAAAUUUAUAUGCAAUUUAGUUUGUAAACGGUGGUACAUCGAAAAAAAUGUAUGAGAAUGAUUUUGUUUUAAAUAAUUGAAUUUUUUUUUUAAUUAAAUUAUAUAGUUAUUUUUUAUACAACAAUUUUUUCCGCACACCUUUUUUUUUCAUUCCGUAGUUGCAUUUUUAUUUUAUAUACAAACAAAUUUACAAACUGAUUUUAUCCUUGACAGAUGCAAACUUAAGCCGUAUUAAAAUUAAUCAUAAAUAUAAAUCUUUGUUUAAUUAAUGUUUAUAGUCGAAAAGUAAUUAAGUAUACACAGAUGUGGUGAAUAUAUUAAUUUUCUCACUAAACAUUGUUUCUUCAAAUUUGCAGUUUAUCUAAUUUAAAAAUAGAUUAAAUAAAAUCUAAAGAUUUACAUUAUCUUCUCUAUGAAAUACAAUGAAAACGGUUUUAUUUUGAAUUUAAAUUAUAUUUUUAGUGUUAAGUUUAUGAAUUAUAUUGAAUUAUGCAUUUGAAAUUGUAAUUAAGUUUAGUUCAUUUAUUUAGGUGCCCAAAUAAAGGUAAAGGAAAAUUAUGUUGAAACUACUUUUAAUUGAAAAAUAUAUUCUUUAUUAAAGGAAAUAGCUUUCAUGUAUUUUUCACUAUGAAUUAGUUUUGCUACAUAUUACAUUAUUAUAAAUAUUUAACAAAUUAAUGUUUUUAUUUUAAAGUCAUUUCAAGAUUCUUUAUCUGUAUCUUCAUUAUAUAACCUAAAGAAAUGGUAAAUUAAAAUAUUACCAAUUUGCUUUGAUGUAUUAUACUAAAAUAGCUGUGCCUUAGUACACAUAACAAUGUAUUAAACUUUAUUAUAUUUUAUUUUUUUAAUUCACGCUGUCAUACGAAAAUGGUGUAAAACAAGAAGUCAAGAAUUCAUGUAAUAACACUUAUUGUUAACACUUAUUAAUUUUACUAUAUGAUGUAAGGAAAAAAAUUUUGUUUUAAAAUUAAAGUAUUUAUUAAACUA
Amyelois transitella is the source of this 4808-nucleotide messenger RNA. RefSeq names its product glutamate--cysteine ligase regulatory subunit (gene Gclm). Gene Ontology annotation, molecular function: enzyme regulator activity; glutamate-cysteine ligase catalytic subunit binding. Gene Ontology annotation, cellular component: glutamate-cysteine ligase complex. The record is from RefSeq and is a predicted model, not a curated record. Gene Ontology annotation, biological process: glutathione biosynthetic process. Lineage: Eukaryota; Metazoa; Arthropoda; Insecta; Lepidoptera; Pyralidae. The transcript is spliced from 6 exons. The coding region runs from base 337 to 1359 and encodes 340 amino acids.